Messenger RNA from Octodon degus (degu), 3166 nucleotides. It is a transcript of the gene Srpk1, whose product is annotated as SRSF protein kinase 1. The record is from RefSeq and is a predicted model, not a curated record. Gene Ontology annotation, biological process: regulation of mRNA processing; protein phosphorylation; spliceosomal complex assembly. Lineage: Eukaryota; Metazoa; Chordata; Mammalia; Rodentia; Octodontidae. Gene Ontology annotation, molecular function: ATP binding; protein kinase activity.
UGCCGCGGGAGCUGGAGCGCCCCGCCACUCGAGUGCGCAGGCGCCAGGCGGUUACCGGUCUCGCCAUGGAGCGGAAAGGUGAGCGGUGGAGCGGCCUCCGCCACGAGGGGCAACGGCCGCCGGAGCGAGGCCCGAGCCAGCGCCGGGAGCCUCGCCUCUUCGCCGCCUUCCCGGACCCUGGGCGUGCGGCAUCUUCCUCGGAGGUGGCGCCGCCCCUCACCCGCCUCUGGGCUGUGGGUCCGCGCCGCUCCGCUCGGGCGUCCUCGGGCACCGGCAGUCACCGCCCCUUGCUCCCCGCCAGCCGGGCUCGCGCCUUGAGGCCACUUCGGGCCCCGGCCGUCGUCGGGCGAGCAAGACCCCCGGUCCGGCCCGAAGCCCCUCGGGCGUCCCCCGCCUGGGUUCCGCUGUGCGCCCCGUGGGCCGCCAGCACCCCGGCCCACCGCUUCGGCCCGCGGCCGCUUCGGGCAGCCCCGCGACCGGGCCUGGCGCCCGUGCUGGGUCUCCGCCCUCACCUCGGUCGCCUCCUUCCCCCCGCACUCGCCCUUCAUCCAUCCCUCUCUCCUGCAGUGCUUGCGCUCCAGGCCCGAAAGAAAAGGACCAAGGCCAAGAAGGACAAAGCCCAAAGGAAAAAUGAAACUCAGCACCGAGGCUCUGCCCCCCAUUCUGAGAGUGAUCUGCCAGAGCAGGAAGAGGAGAUUCUGGGCUCCGAUGAUGAUGAGCAGGAAGAUCCCAAUGAUUACUGUAAAGGAGGUUAUCAUCUUGUAAAAAUUGGUGAUCUGUUCAAUGGCAGAUACCAUGUGAUCCGAAAGUUGGGCUGGGGGCACUUUUCAACAGUGUGGCUAUCAUGGGAUAUUCAGGGAAAGAAGUUUGUGGCAAUGAAAGUAGUUAAAAGUGCUGAACACUAUACUGAAACAGCACUAGAUGAAAUCCGGUUGCUGAAAUCAGUCCGCAAUUCAGACCCCAGUGAUCCAAACAGAGAAAUGGUCGUUCAACUACUAGAUGACUUUAAAAUAUCAGGAGUUAAUGGAACACAUAUCUGCAUGGUGUUUGAAGUUCUGGGGCAUCACCUGCUCAAGUGGAUCAUCAAGUCCAACUAUCAAGGGCUUCCGCUGCCUUGUGUCAAAAAAAUUAUCCAGCAAGUGUUACAGGGCCUGGACUAUUUACACACCAAGUGCCGUAUCAUCCACACUGACAUUAAACCGGAAAACAUCUUGUUGUCGGUGAACGAGCAGUACAUCCGGAGACUGGCAGCAGAAGCCACAGAAUGGCAGCGAUCCGGAGCCCCUCCACCUUCCGGGUCACCUAACAAGCAAGAAGAAUCAGAGAGUCCUGUUGAAAGACCCUUGAAAGAGAACCCACCUAAUAAAAUGACCCAAGAGAAACUUGAAGAGUCAAGUUCCAUUGGCCAGGAUCAGACACUUAUGGAGCGUGGUGUAGAGGGUGGUGCAGCAGAAAUUAAUUGCAAUGGAGUAAUUGAAGUCAGUAAUUAUACUGAGAACAGUAAUAAAGAAACAAUGAGGCUUGCAGAGGAUCUCCAUAAUGCUAAUGACUGUGAUGUCCAAAAUUUGAAGCAGGAACCUAGUUUCCUAAGCUCCCAAAAUGGAGACAGCACAUCUCAAGAAACAGACUCUUGCACACCUGCACCGCCAGAGGUGUCAGAUACCAUGGUGUGCCAGUCCUCAGCAACUGGAGACCAGUCAUUCCGUGAGCAGCACAUCAGCCAACUUCAGGAAAGCAUCCGGGCAGAGAUCCCUUGUGAAGAGGAGCACGAGGAAGGACAGAAUGGGCCCCUGGACAACAAAGGAAAAUCCACUGCUGGAAAUUUUCUUGUUAAUCCCCUUGAGCCAAAAAAUGCAGAAAAACUCAAAGUGAAGAUUGCUGAUCUUGGAAAUGCCUGUUGGGUGCACAAACACUUCACUGAAGAUAUUCAAACAAGGCAGUAUCGCUCCCUGGAAGUUCUGAUAGGAUCUGGCUAUAAUACCCCAGCUGACAUCUGGAGCACGGCAUGCAUGGCCUUUGAAUUGGCUACUGGUGAUUAUUUAUUUGAGCCUCAUUCAGGAGAAGAGUACACCCGAGAUGAAGAUCACAUUGCGUUGAUCAUAGAACUUCUGGGAAAGGUGCCUCGCAAGCUCAUUGUGGCAGGAAAAUAUUCCAAGGAAUUUUUCACCAAAAAAGGUGACCUGAAACAUAUCACGAAGCUGAAACCCUGGGGCCUUUUUGAGGUUCUGGUGGAGAAGUAUGAGUGGUCUCAGGAAGAGGCGGCUGGCUUCACAGACUUCUUACUGCCCAUGUUGGAGCUCAUCCCCGAGAAGAGAGCCACCGCUGCCGAGUGUCUCCGGCAUCCUUGGCUCAACUCCUAAGCCCCAGCCCAGGCCCACAGCAGCAGAGAUCACUACACUGACUGUCCACUCUCAUCUCCAGGCAUUUUCCAAUUUUCAGGGUGAAGCCCUUUCUUCAAGGGUUUCUAGAUUUCUUUUUUCUUAAUCCAGUAUGUUUAUUUGGGUUUGCAUACUUGACCCCAACUGCCUUUGGGUGUCCCCGGUGAAUUUGGCCUUGGUGGGGCUUGCCAAAGACUAAUGGACUAAAAAUGUACAACAGUCUCUUACCCUCUGCCCUUGCCUUUCCAUCAGGGUAUCCUGUAAACUAUAAGUAUCCUCUUUAAAAAGAGCUAUGAAGGGGUAUGGGCCCAUCCUUUUAUUCACUGACUCUGAGAGUCAAACUUUCUAGCAUAUAUACUAUUGCCAGCAUAAGGAUGAGGAAGGAGGGGAAUGGGUGUCAAUUCUGUGUACAACAGAGACAUUAAACUUGCUGUAUCCAGGCUAUGUCAGGUUCCUGGAUUGUUUCUGUUGUUCUCUGUUUUUGGUUUUUCCUGCAACUUGUGUAAACACCAAGUUUGAGCACCAGCUUAUCAAGUUCAAAGCACUCUCGUAUUCCUUUCAUCCUUUAGUAACUCUUAAGACUCAGAUCUUAAGUCUGACUUUUAAUGUAAAGAGAAAUGGAACCAUUGAAUACUCAUUUUUUGAGAACCUCAGGUGUUCAAACACUCCUUUCCUAUGUGUCUUCAAUUACCCUAAAAGCAAGAGGUAAUUUAAUUGGCCAGCCAGGGAUAUAGAUCAGUGGCACAAGUGCCUGCCUAGCAAAUGCAAGGUCCUGAGUUCAAUUCCCA